AUGUUAGAUACAUUAUUAUUUGCAAUUUUUAUUUGGUCAUUAAUAUUUUUAAAAUUUAUUUUCCGUUCCACCCCACAAGAAACCCACAACCACACCCACACCAACAGCCAAACCCACACCAACAACCACACAACUAAUCAAGCCACAUAUUCAAGCCCACAACAAACCCACAUCGAAAACCACCAAAUUAACCAAGCCACACCAAUUGAUCAAUCACCAACUGAAAAAAAUAUGAAUAAAGGAUCCCCAUUCAUUUAUUCAUCCUCCCUCAAAAAAACCCAUUGUUGUUCCCAAUCAGAAGACUUUUUCCCAUCACCAGAAGAUAUGUAUGGUCGUUCCUCAUUAGCUCAAGAGAUGUUAUCAAACUACCCUCUUGAAAGACUCAGCCCCCCAAAGGAACCAUCAAAACCACAAGAUCCAUUUCCAUACAUACCAAUAGAUCAUUCCAAAGGCCUCAAUCCAGACCUCCGUCUUUGUGAUGUAAGAAGACCAAUGCCUUGGGAAAUAGAAUGGGAAAAAGAACGUAUGGAAAAAAAAAUAAAGGAACAACAAGAAAAAGAACAAAUGGAACAACUAGAAAAAGAGCGUAUUGAAACUUUACAAAGAGAGAAACUAGAAAGAGAACGUAUAGAGGCUCAAGAAAGAAUAAGACUCGAAAGAGAACAAGAGGAAAGAGAACAAAAGGAAAGAGAACAAAAAGAAAAAGAAGAAAGAGAAAAAAAACAAAGAGAAGAUAGAGAGCGUAUCCAAUAUCUAACAAGAAGAAGAUUAGAAAGAGCUCAACAACAAAGAGAAGAAUGGAUACGUAGAGAAAGAGAAAGAAUAGAAAGAGAACAAAGAGAAAGGGAAGAACAAGAAAGACAACAACAAAUAGAACAACAACAAAGAGAACAAAGAGAAAGGGAAGAACAAGAAAGACAACAAAGAGAGCAAGAACAAAGAGAGCAAGAACAAAGAGAGCAAGAACAAAGAGAACAAGAAGAAAGAGAACGUAGAGAAAAUGAAUAUGAUUGCAUAAUUUGUAUGGAUAAAAUAGAAGCCAUUAAUCUUGCUACUAUUGAUUGUAGUCAUAAUUUCUGCUACGGUUGUAUUUUGGAAUGGUCUUAUCAAGAUAACACCUGUCCAUUUUGUAGAGAACGAUUUUAUUUAAUAAGAAGAGUUAACCAAGUCGAUGGUGAAGAUGAAAAUCAAGAUAAUAAUCAAAAUAAUAAUCAAAAUCAAAAUAAUAAUAACGGUCCACCAGUUUUAAAUAACGAUGAUGAUUUAAAUUCCAACGAUUCCAAUAAUGAGAUGGAAUAUUUUGACCGUAUGAAUAUCGAUUAG
Dictyostelium purpureum is the source of this 1323-nucleotide messenger RNA. RefSeq lists its product as uncharacterized. Lineage: Eukaryota; Evosea; Eumycetozoa; Dictyosteliales; Dictyosteliaceae. The transcript has 2 exons. The record is from RefSeq and is a predicted model, not a curated record. Bases 1 to 1323 code for a protein of 440 amino acids.